UGUUUGUUUGCUCAUUGCAGCAAAGGCCACAUUGUUCUCUUUGUAUCAAACCAUUCUGGGCAUUGCUUCAUUGAUUUGUCUUUGGUCCGGCUGGUACUGUUUCCACAGCUUCACUGCUUCCACUACUCAUUUCUCUACCACUGUCAUUUCUUUCUAUAUGUAAGAAAAUGUCAGAGAGAGAAGGACUGAGUGCAAACGCGACCCACUUUACUUUAGAGGGAGUACCGUUUAGGAUCCUGGGCGGCUCGAUCCACUACUUUCGGGUCCCCAGGGCUCACUGGAGAGACCGGCUACUGAAACUCAAGGCCUGUGGUCUCAACACUCUCACCACGUAUGUGCCGUGGAAUCUGCAUGAACCUGAAAGAGGAGUGUAUGUGUUUCACGAGGAGCUGGAUUUGGAGGCAUACGUUCGUCUUGCAGAUGAAUUAGGCCUGUGGGUUAUUCUUCGUCCAGGGCCGUACAUAUGUGCCGAAUGGGAUCUGGGUGGGUUACCAAGCUGGCUACUGCAAGACAAACAAAUGAAACUAAGAACGACUUACUCUGGUUUCACAACUGCCAUUAAUUCAUACUUUGAUAAACUCAUGCCGAAAAUCGUACCGCUCCAGUUUAAAAGAGGGGGUCCUGUUAUUGCUCUUCAAGUGGAGAAUGAAUAUGGUUCAUAUGCAAAAGAUGACCAGUAUAUGUCGUUCAUCAAAGAGGCAUUACUGUCCCAGGGCAUCUCAGAACUUCUCCUGACAUCAGAUAACCGGGAAGGGUUGAAGUGUGGAGGGGUUGAUGGAGUCUUGCAGGCAGUCAACCUACAGAAAUUGUCUUACGGUGACGUACAGCAUCUUGCAGAAUUGCAGCCACAGAAGCCGUUGCUGGUAAUGGAGUAUUGGUCAGGCUGGUUUGAUGUUUGGGGGGAACCUCAUCAUGUUUUUGAUGCGCAAGAAAUGAUCUCCACGGUGCGGGAGCUUCUGGAUCGCGGUGUGUCCAUCAAUUUCUACAUGUUUCAUGGAGGAACCAGCUUUGGAUUCAUGAAUGGAGCGAUCGACUUUGGCACCUACAAACCACAGACGAGCAGCUACGAUUAUGAUGCUCCAUUAACUGAGAGCGGCGAUUACACAGUCAAAUAUCAUCUCUUGAGGAACCUGCUGAGCACUUACAACAAUGAGCCGUUAUUAGAUCCACCGUCUGUUCAGAGCAGGAGAGCGUAUGAGCCUGUGGUUGUCACUCAUUACAUUUCUCUAUGGCAGAGUCUUCAGUGUGUGGAAACCCGUAUCAGAGCUGAUGAUCCCCUCAACAUGGAGAAUCUUCCAGCAAAUGGCAUCAAUGGUCAGUUUUAUGGCUACACGCUCUAUGAAACUGACAUAUAUACAGGUGGAGAACUCAACUCCAGGAAUCAUGUCCGAGACAGAGCUCUUGUGUUUAUCGACAGGGAACUCAUUGGUGUUUUGGACUAUAGGACUCAGAAGAUUAGAAUACCCCAUAUUAAGGGCGAGAUGACCUUGGGUUUGCUUGUUGAGAACUGUGGGAGAGUGAACUACGGUCCAGGCCUGGACAACCAACGAAAGGGCAUUGUGAAAUCUCCUUUUUCAAUCUUCCUCACAUAUUGUCGAUAUUGCAGUUGUGAACUUCUGCUUCUCCUGGUUUUCUCUCCUUCAGAUACGGUACUAAUGUAUUGGCAGAAUUUCAUUUUUAUUGAUUUUUCCUUUCAUGCAGGGCUUGUUGGAGAUAUAACUCUGAACGAUGUACCUCUAAAGAAAUUCACCAUGUACUGCUUGGAAAUGAAGCCCAGUUACAUAAACAGACUGGAGUCACUGAAAUGGGUGUCUGUUGGUAAGAAGCCCUCGUACCCAGCGUUUUUUAGAGGAAGACUGGUUGUGGAUGAACCCACAGAUACUUUUGUGAAGCUUCCAAACUGGAGCAAAGGAGUGGUUUUUGUGAACGGGCGAAAUCUUGGACGCCACUGGUCAGUUGGUCCUCAGAAAGGUCUCUAUCUCCCUGGUCCCUGGCUCAGAAGUGGAGAUAAUCAGAUUGUUGUUUUUGAGGAGUUCAAAGCUGAUGAAACAAUCCAUUUAUCUGAAAAUCCAGAAUAUGGCAAGAUAAUCGACGUAUCCAGACAUCCCUUCUGCACCCUCAUGUGAUGAAGUCUUUCAGUUUUACAUUAAAUAUGACUUAAGCACUAUAUUCCAGCACACAUAAGUAGUAUAUAUGGGGGUCAUAGUGUCAAAAUGAUUGACAGGUAUGAUUGAUGGGGUCAUUGACCUUUGCAGAGGGGGGAGGGGUGAAUUACUUCCGGACCACCCACGUUGCGAGGGACCGCCCACUUGCUUUGACCUUUGACCGUAUCCGCCCCUUAGUGUGGUACGCCCACGUCGCGUUGAACUUUUGACCGUGCCCUCACGUCCCAUUUUUCCGGGGCAUGUUUUAGGCCAUGUUUUAGGAUGUAUUGCUACAUAUCUUCAGCAUGAAUGAAAAUAUGUAAUUUAAAGGAGAUGAUGAGAUCAUUAUUAAUACGCAAUCAUUGGUUAUUUAAACAGCGUUUAAAAAUAAUAAUGAAUAAGACAACAACUACACAAACACUGUUUGAAUAAACAAUCAGGUUUAAAUGAAUAAUCAUGUGAUUAAAUAAAUAAAUAAAGCAUCUAUUAAAUAAGUAAAGAAGUAAUUAUACAAUGUAUUCAAUAUAUGAGAGAGGAAAGGCAGAGAGGCCUUGCAGAUUACCUUGUUUUUCAGAGUUUUCACCCAGUCUAUAACAUUCCAGUGAGAGGUGUCCGCACCAAGGCUCGUAAAUUUGUUUGAAAGAGGAGGAUUGUAACCGGGUGUAUUUCAACUUGUUUUGUAGGUGUCGACCUGUAGGUGACAGCGUCGGACAUUUUAAUCGGGUACGAUUUGUUUUACGUCCAUAGCGUGAAAUUUGACCUUGUUAUUUGAGAAUCAUAAGCGCUAGCAGCUCGGUUCAAGACAGCGAAGCUUUGUUUAGGAAUAACAACUGUUUCCCACCUGGCAUCAGUAGAUCACAUGAAACAAUGCGUGACGAAUCGACCUGUGCGUUACAAGCAUUCUAUGGGUCAAUCUCAUCUUUAAUCUCGCUAUAGCUCUCUAACUAAUCAGACACUGUGUCUACAACACUGUAUAAUUAAAGCGCAUGUUUUUCCUAACUGCAUGGAGCGGUGUCUUUAAAUGGUGUCCAUGAUGUUCCCCCUAUCAUGACUGUUUUCCUUCUGUCUGAGAAGAUGCCAGUGCGUCCACCAACCAAGGGUGAAGAAAAAAAAAACAUCUUUAUUGCUAGUGUUCAUAGCAUCACAGCAGGCAGUUGAGUGAUUCCUUAAAACACAAAGCAGAUUUUGAUUGAACAGCAAGAAUCCGUAAAUUGAAUGUACGUCAUGUUCAUUUCAUGAAUGUUUUUUUUAUAUCAUGCCUCCAGGUUGUAUCAUAAAAUAA
This is a messenger RNA of Triplophysa rosa, 3426 nucleotides long. It is a transcript of the gene glb1l2, whose product is annotated as galactosidase beta 1 like 2. The transcript has 18 exons. Gene Ontology annotation, biological process: carbohydrate metabolic process. Bases 168 to 2126 code for a protein of 652 amino acids. The record is from RefSeq and is a predicted model, not a curated record. Gene Ontology annotation, cellular component: vacuole. Lineage: Eukaryota; Metazoa; Chordata; Actinopteri; Cypriniformes; Nemacheilidae. Gene Ontology annotation, molecular function: beta-galactosidase activity.